Lycium barbarum (goji berry) is the source of this 2075-nucleotide messenger RNA. RefSeq names its product protein SUPPRESSOR OF GENE SILENCING 3-like. The coding region runs from base 1007 to 1369 and encodes 120 amino acids. Gene Ontology annotation, biological process: defense response to virus; regulatory ncRNA-mediated gene silencing. The record is from RefSeq and is a predicted model, not a curated record. NCBI's taxonomy places the organism in Eukaryota, Viridiplantae, Streptophyta, Magnoliopsida, Solanales, Solanaceae. The transcript has a single exon.
UAAGAAAAUUUAUACACUGUUGUAAAGUAAGAAGAUGAGCAAGAACGAUCCAUAAAGAAAAUACUCAGAAUGUAUACCCAUUUAGUCUCACUUUGGUUCACUUACAAAUGAAUCAUCAUGAACAAUAUUUAAUUUGCAAAUCGAUAGGAUUACUAGAAAAAGUAAAAUGAAACAACGCAAAGACGGUGAUUAAUUUGCAGACUCAAUAUUACGUUUAAAUAUAAAAUUAAGGCAUAAUACAUAAAUAGGCCCACACAAUAAUGAAAGGUGGAUCAAGGAUUAAAUUACACGGAGAGCUCACUAAACUUUUGGAGGUGGAGUUGCAUCAGAGGGGAACUUCUGUUGUACCUCCAAGUGAGGUGUAUGGAAGUUGGGAUGGCAUCGAAUCCAAAGAUAAGGAAAUAGUGUGGCCACCAAUGGUGAUUAUCAUGAACAUGGCUUUUGAGAAAGAUGAUAAUGAAAAGUGGAUUGGAAUGGGAAAUCAGGAGCUACGCGACUAUUUCAGCUCUUUUCUAUUGUCAAGAAUGUUUGACAUUCAUAUGGUCCACGAGGCCAUUGUGGCAUCAGGGUAUUGGUUUUUGAGGCCACUGCCACGGGAUACAUGGAGGCUCUAUAUUUUAGUGAGUAGUUUUCUAAAACAGGAAGAGAUAAAGAUGCGUGAGAAUGUAGUCCAGUUCACUUUUAUCCGGGGGGGAUACAUAAGCUUUAUAGUUAGAUGGUAGAGAAAAGAUACAUGGACAACUUCAACCAGCAUUUACAUGGGAAAUCAAGGAUGAAGUUCGAGAUGAAGUCGUAUGAUGAAAUUGUUCGAAAUCCAAAAAGGCAGAUGUCGUAGGAUAAUUAAUUGCUCGUACGGUUCAAGAACCAAUCCGCUAAGAACCAAAUGAAAGCUAAAGCUCUUGAAGAGACUCUUAGUGUCAUGAAUGAAAAGCACCGUCAGACCGUGGAAGAGAACAAGAUCAUCAACCUGAAAGCGAAGAUGCACUAUGAUUAGAAGAAAGAAGAGAUGGAGUAUCAAGAGCAAUUUUUCAAGAAUCAGUUCAAAAUGAUUUACAAUGCCAGGAUUGCCGAGGAGGACAAAUUUGAGCAGAUACAGCAGGAACAACGUGAGAUAUUCAAGAAAUAUUUUUCAAAUGCUUCCUCAACUAUAGAGGAUUAUCGAGUCAGGGCAGAGAAAGUUAAGAAAUUAAUCAAACUCCAGGUUAAAGAAAGGAAAGCAUUUGUGCAAGAGAAGGAAAGUCUGAUAAGAGCUCAUGAAGAGAGAAAACGCAAACUCUGGGAAGAGGAGAUGACAUUGGAAGAGAAAUUUGACCUUGACCUGGCUAGGCUGAUGGAGAAGUACUCCCCAAAGCAAUCUGAGCAGGUAUAGAGUACUACUUCUGCUGAAGUUGCGAUGCUCCACAAACUUUUAUAGUCCAGUUUGACCAUGUGUUAUGCUGAUGCUAAAGAAACGAUUCUAGUAGCUUUAUCCAAAAACUAUUAAUAUAUGCCUUGAACAAAUGAUGCACUCGAGUUGCUAUUUAGACAUUUUCAAGAGUUUUAUUUGUUUUCAGGUUGUGAAGCCUGUCUGUCACCUUUAUGUUUGAUCACUUAAACAUAUGGCUUUUCAUGGUAAUUGAAAGAUUCUUCAAUUUAUCUUUGCUCAUUCUUUUCUCAUUAUUACUUAGUCUACUGAAAUUGUUUAUGAUCAACUUGAUAAAAGUAUGCUACUUUUGUGAGAGAGCAAUGGACAUUUGAUCAAUCCUCUGCCAGUAAUGUUUCAGUAUGAUUCCAUUAAAAAAGUAUUUACUGAAGACUUGAAAACUAUAAACACUGCCUAACAACUGAUGAAUUUAUGCACAACCAGGAGAAAGGAUCACUCCAUCUUUUUGGAUCUUGAUAAGUUUAAUAUGUGUUUCUCCUCUUUUUCUCCGUUGGAAAAUGUUAGCUUACGAAGCAAAGGCUUUACCUUAUUUCUCUGUACUCUUUUGUAUGAGUUAGUUUUCUUGGGUAUGUGCAUACCUUCAAUAAUUGGUAUUGGGUUUUGGUAUAGCUAUUAGUUACAUAGUUACUAUUUUCUUUUGGUAUCCCACCCG